Messenger RNA from Pedinophyceae sp. YPF-701, 2541 nucleotides. NCBI's taxonomy places the organism in Eukaryota, Viridiplantae, Chlorophyta, Pedinophyceae. The record is from the annotation of a GenBank genome assembly.
AUGUCGGAGCUCACCGCGGUGCCGCGCGCGACCGGCAGCUCGGGCGGCAGCGACGGCGCGUCCAGGGGCGGGGCAACGGAGCAGAGCACGCCCGGCGGGACGCAAGCCGCGCGGCCCCUGGUCACGAGCGACUCUUCCAAGGAGACCACGCCGGACCAGAGCGCGUCCGCCGGGCUCGGCCCAGGCCCAGGCCCAGGCCGGCCCGCGCCCGCGAGUAGCUUCUCCCGCCCCAGCGACGCAGGUCGCCCGGCGUUCGGUGACCUCAAGGCGGGCCUGCCGAUGCCCACGAAGAAGUCCAGCUCGCUGGCCGUGACGAGGACCCGCUGGGACGACGAGAAGACGAUCCUGGCGGUCAUCCCCGGGCACGGUUCGCGCGAGGUGACCAUUUCGGGCUGGACGCACAUCGACAUCGCGCUCGACAUCUCCAAGGCGUUCGGUUUGACGCAACAGGACUUCAGGCAGGUGACGCAGACGGCCGCCGAGCAGUCGUUGAUGCUCAUGGACCCGGACUACAACGUUCCAUAUCAAGGUUUCGCCGUGAAGGACGUGGUCGAGGGGUCUACAUUGUAUUUCUUGCCGCACCGGCUCAACGAUCGGUCGGAGGAGGGGCGCCGGCUCGUCACCCGCCUCAUGACCAGGCAUUUGGAGGAAGAAAUCGCCAUCAUGAAGCGCGAGGGCCUCAUUCCGGCCCCCGGCGAGGUGCUGGUCGCGCACCGCGAGUUGGAGGGCGACGCCGCGGACGAGGUCCCGCGGAUGGGGGACGCGGACGCCGGCGCGGGGGGCGUCGCGUACGGCGAGGCCAGGAACGCGCGCAACAGCGUCGCGGACGCCGCAGCGCUGGCGGAGGCGCGCCGCGCCGCGGGCCGCGUCAACUUCGACGUCCCGGAGGGCGAGGGCGAGGGCGGGCGCGAGGGGACGGGCGACCGCCGGCCGUCGGGCAACUCGAUGGGGAAGCUGAGCCUGCAGAGGAGCCUGGCGUACCUGACGUCAGCGAUUCGGAACCGCGGGCUGCCGGUCGGGUACGACUGGCGCGUGUUCGGGCCGCGGCGGGCGUUCCAGGACCGCGUGUGGGCGUUCGUGGACGACAGCGGCUCGUCGGCGCUGGCCAUGUGGUUUGCGCUCUUCAUGGCGGCGCUCAUCAUCCUGUCCACGAUCGCCAUGGUGGUGGAGACGAUGCACAAGUACUACAACGACGAGCAGGACUACACCUCGGCCUUCUUCGGCAUCGAGGCGUUCUGCAUCGGGUGCUUCACGCUGGAGCUGCUCCUGCGGCUGGUGUCGUGCCCGACGGUCUACGGCUACCUGUCCGACUGGCUCAACUGGAUCGACAUCGUCGCGGUGCUGCCGUUCUACCUCGAGCUGUUCCUCGCCAACGCCGUCCCGGGCCUGCAGGUGGUGCGUGUGCUCCGGCUGUCGCGCACGCUGCGCCUGGCCAAGGUCUCGAAGAACUCCAUGCGCGUGCUGACCAGCGCGCUGCUCGCGUCUACCAGCCCGCUCGUGACGCUCGUGACGCUGCUCGUCGUCGCGAUGAUCGUCUUCGCCAGCGUUAUCUUCUUCCUGGAGCGCGGGCGCUGGAACGCGCAGCUGCAAGUCUGGGAGGCCGUGCGCGACUUUUACUGCGAGGUCACGGCGACGCGGGCGGAGGCCAUCGAUGCGAACACCUUCAACGUGGAGGCAGAGCUCUCCAAGGGGUGCACGUUCCUGCGCCACACCGCGCCAGACAACACCACCGCCGUCUUCGGGUGCUACGAGCCGCACAAGAUGUUCCAAAACUGCCAGGCGCGGUACGAGGUGCACCAGUUCCAGUCGAUCCCGGACGCGAUGUGGUUCUGCAUCGUCACGCAGACGACGGUGGGCUACGGCGACUCGUUCCCCAAGUCGUGGCUGGCGCAGAUCGUGGCCGGGCUCCUGCAGCUGUCGGGCGUGCUCACCAUCGCGCUGCCGGUCACCGUCAUCUCCGGGAACUUCGAGGCCGUGUACUCGGAGAUGCGCGCGGAGAAGCAGCGCCAGCGCCUCAUCGACAAGAAGCUGCGCCUCCUCCAGGAGGGGAAACACAUAGAGGAGGAGGAGCGCAAGCGCGCGCAGGAGGACAAGUCGUCCGGGGCGUUCGGCAAGGCGAUGAAGCGGUGGGCCACGACAGCGCCGUCCAAGGGGAUGUCCCGGCUGCGCACCUUUGCCACGAAGCACUCAAUGCUGCGGCGGGCCAAGAAGGAGCCGAGCGACGCGCAGGGCAAGGACGGCUCGCUGAGCAGGACGACGACGCAGGCGAAGCAGAACUCGUCGGUGCUGGAGGCGCAGGGGACGGUGGAGGACGCCCCGCAGAUGGGCUUGGCGGAGAUGGCGCGGCUGCACGCGUCGCUGCAGAGGAUGCGGAAGAAGCAGCUCAGGGGGGCCUCGAACCGGACGAUCGGCCGCGACCGGACGACGUCGAGCGUUGCGCGCCGGGGCGCGGACGCGGACGAGAGCGGAGGGGGACCUGUCAUGGUGGAGCGCCCCAGGUUCCAGUCGAUGGCCGCGCCCGCGACGAAAGACUUCGACUGA